Messenger RNA from Hydra vulgaris (swiftwater hydra), 2926 nucleotides. RefSeq names its product lon protease homolog, mitochondrial. Gene Ontology annotation, molecular function: serine-type endopeptidase activity; single-stranded DNA binding; ATP binding. Gene Ontology annotation, cellular component: mitochondrial matrix. Gene Ontology annotation, biological process: protein catabolic process; mitochondrion organization; chaperone-mediated protein complex assembly. NCBI's taxonomy places the organism in Eukaryota, Metazoa, Cnidaria, Hydrozoa, Anthoathecata, Hydridae. The record is from RefSeq and is a predicted model, not a curated record.
AUCUUUUUUGAUAUUUAUAGUAUGAAUAAAAAUGUUCAGAGUGAUAACUAGACAAUUUUUCCAGUAUACAUUGCAUAGCUGCAGAACACCUGUUAUUGUUAGCAAAAACUCUGUUCAUCAUAUUUGCAGAUCUCGUUUGUUGAGUUUAAAUGUUCUUCAUAAAAACAGAUCUGUCCUAGCAGUUCCAAGAGGUUUACGAAAAAAAACUGGAAGUUCAUCAAGCAAUUCGAAUGGAGAACAAAGUAAUGACAAUCCAAAUAAUGGAGAUGAUGGAGAAGAUGAAAAAAAAGGAACCAUACGACAUGCAGUAUUAAAUGAUCCAAAUGACGUUCCUCCUUUUGGUGCACUUGCACAAAUUGCUGUUCCAGAGAACUACCCAACAGUACCUAUUCUUCCACUCUAUCGAAAUCCAGUUUUUCCAAAGUUUGUCAAACUAGUUGAGGUCACAGAUAAAUGGCUUGUUGACUUGAUACGAAAAAAAGUGAAACUUGCCCAGCCUUAUGCUGGCGCAUUUCUUCGUAAAGAUGACAGUGACAAAGAAACUAUCCAAAGUCUUGAUGAAAUAUAUAAUAUUGGAACAUUUGUUCAAAUUACAGAAAUGCAUGAUUCUGGCGACAAGUUGCGUCUCAUUAUUACUGGACAUAGAAGGAUUCGAAUAACUGGUUUAAAUAAAGAAAAUGAAGCCGUAAUAGAUGAAAAUGAUAAAUAUAAAAAAGAAGAAUUUGUGCAUGAUGAAAAGGAAGAAAUAGUUUCUCAAGUAGAGAAAGAAGCUGAGGAUGAAAUCAUUCGCUUAAAAGAUAAUAUUUUGCAGUCUCCACCGCUUUUAGUAGAUAUAGAAAAUGUCCACAAUAAAACAUUUAAGCAGACACAAGAAUUAAAGGCAACAUCAGCAGAAGUUAUAAAAACUAUUCGUGAUAUUAUUGCAAUGAAUCCUUUAUAUAAGGAGUCACUUGUUCAACUUAUCGAAGCAGGAAAAAGGGUUGUAGAUAAUCCUGUUCAUCUUGCUGAUUUUGGUGCAGCUUUAACUAGUGCUGAACCUUCUCAAUUACAAGAAGUCUUAGAAGAAUGUGAUAUUCCAAAAAGACUAAUGCUUGCAUUAGAAUUAUUAAAGAAAGAAUAUGCUGUUAUAAUGCUUCAACAGAGACUUGGAAAAGAGGUUGAAGACAAAGUCAAUAAGAUGCAAAGAAAGUAUCUUCUUCAAGAACAACUUAAAAUUAUUAAAAAAGAGUUAGGCUUGGAGAAAGAUGACAAGGAGACUGUUGUUGAAAAGUUUCGUAGUCGCCUACAAAAUCUUAAAGUACCAGAAAAAGUCAAUGAAGUCAUUGAAGAAGAAAUAAAUAAAUUAAUCUUUUUAGACAACCAUUCCUCUGAGUUCAGUGUAACAAGAAAUUAUCUUGAUUGGUUAACAAAUAUUCCUUGGGGCUUACACAGUGAAGAUAUCCUAGAUUUAAAGCGAGCUGCUCAAAUAUUAAACCAUGAUCAUUAUGGUCUAGAAGAUAUUAAAGAUAGAAUCUUGGAGUUCAUUGCAGUGACAAAAAUUAGUGGAAAUAUCCAAGGAAAAAUUCUUUGCUUUACAGGUCCACCUGGCGUUGGUAAAACAAGUAUCGGAAAGUCAAUUGCUCGAUCUUUAAAUCGUGAAUAUUUUCGCUUUAGUGUUGGUGGUUUAACAGAUGUAGCAGAAAUUAAAGGUCAUCGACGGACUUAUGUUGGAGCAAUGCCUGGAAAAGUUAUUCAAUGUUUGAAAAAGACUAGAACAGAAAACCCCCUUAUUUUGAUUGAUGAAGUUGAUAAAAUUGGUAGAGGGGUACAAGGCGAUCCUACAUCUGCUCUUCUUGAACUGUUGGAUCCUGAACAGAAUCAUAAUUUUUUAGAUUAUUAUCUUGAUGUUCCAGUCGAUUUGUCUAAAGUUCUUUUUAUAUGCACAGCUAAUAAUGUUGAGACAAUACCUGCUCCUUUAAGAGAUAGAAUGGAGAUUAUUGAAGUAUCUGGUUAUGUUGAAGAUGAGAAAAUUGGUAUUGCCCAACAAUACUUAAUUCCUCAAGCACGUAUAACAACCGGUAUGAAUGCUGAAAUGAUUGAUAUUAGUAAGGAAGCAUUGAAAGUAUUAGUUCAGAAAUACUGUCGUGAAAGUGGAGUCAGAAAUUUACAAAAGCAUAUUGAAAAAAUAUUUCGUAAAGCAGCACUAAAAUAUAUAGAAAAAAAAGAUUAUAUUCAAAUUGCACCAGAUCUUUUAAAGCAAUACGUUGGAAACCCUAUAUUCAAUGCAGAGAGAAUGUAUAAUAAAACUCCACCCGGGGUGGCCACUGGUCUUGCAUGGACAUCAAUGGGAGGUUCUAUUUUAUUUAUUGAGACUACUGGAAAAAUUAAGAAAGAUUCAAACGAAAAACUUGUGAGUUCUUUAGAGAUUACAGGCCAACUCGGUGAUGUUAUGAAAGAAAGCUGCCGGAUUGCUUACACAUUUGCUAAAUCAUUCUUAAAUAAAAAAGAUUCAUCUAACUCCUUUUUUGAUGGAUCCGCAAUACAUUUGCAUGUACCAGAAGGAGCUACUCCAAAAGAUGGUCCCUCAGCUGGUUGUACAAUUGUCACUGCUUUACUUUCUCUUGCAAUUAAUCAGCCAAUCAAACAAAAUUUAGCAAUGACUGGUGAAUUGUCUCUCACUGGCAAGGUUUUGCCAGUCGGUGGAAUAAAAGAAAAAUUAAUAGCUGCUCGUCGAUCAGAAAUCGAAACUGUUCUUCUUCCAGAAGCGAAUCGAAAAGACUAUGAUGAUUUAAAAGAUUUUAUAAAAGAAAAUAUUAAUGUGAAGUUUGUUUCUACUUAUGAAGAUGUUUUUAACGAAGCUUUUGAUAAGAGCUAAAAAAAAUUUGUUUUGAUUAUUUAUAUAUGUGUUGUAUCCAUUUUCUACUAUGAUAUGUCUUCCUUUAUUUUA